UCCGUCCAGGCAGCGCGUCUUUCCUUCCUUAUCGUAAUAGGCAUGCUCAGCAGAAGGGCUGUGCAGUUCUCUCGGCGACUGAAGCUGGGCGCAGGGGAACUGCAACGGCCGCGCCAGGCAUCUUCCAGUGAUGGCCUCUACUGAACAGCUCUGCUCCAGCUCCCACCAGCAGCACUGAGCAUAAGAACAGCAGAAACCCCUUCGCCCUCCUGCUGCCAAGCCAGACAGAGAGACACACAGCACCAUGUACAGCGUGGACGACCUCCUCAUUUCACACGGAUACAAAUUGCCCAAGACGAGCGUCCCCUGCCCCUCUUCAACUUCAUCCGCCUCCGCACCUUGCGAGAAACAGCACCACGUCGCCGCCACGACCGACUGCCACCGUGAAAUCCCAGCGGCAGAGAACCAGAGGCCUGGUCGUGUUGGCUCACUGAACGGGUAUGAACAGGCAGCAGACAGGGGGGCCUGUGUCUUCAGGAGCAGCAGCAGGCAGGCACUACUGGCGAAGGUCUACCCCGGCAGCGGGGACAAUGAGAGUGGCGGGGAAAGGAACCAAAGGAGAAAAGAAGCUGGCGGCGGUAACCUAGGUGACAGCCUAGCACAGCCCCUGGGAGAUUCUCUCGCCACGGAUAGCGGGUUCUAUGAUGCUCCCAGCUUAACCUAUUCUGAGCAGAUCGAGAGAAGAGAGCAGUUGGAUGAGAGGGAUGUCUCCUACUGGAGGAGGAGAGGUCAGGACUUCAGUGUCCUUCUGGAUUACGCCGACGGCCGGGAGCUGAGAGCGUCCGCUAGCUUUCUGAAGGCCUCUGAGGUGGCAUGGAGGCCACAGGCCCUGAUAGCAGAGGACCACAGGGGGGAGAGGGAGAAGCAGCAACAGAAGCAGCUAUGGGAUGACACCCCCAUCUCCUGGCUGAGGGAAGCUGACGCGGCUCCUGGACAGCUGAGGGUAUUGACUGGGGUGACUGGGGAGCGGAAGUGCCAGAGCCUGGGCACAGAGGAGUGGAAGCCUGCGGUGGGACUGGGGAGGCAGCUGUCGGAUGGGGAGGGCGAGAGGUGGGCUCAGGACCAGCAGCACCGCCUGAGGACUCCAGAGAGCGCUGGUUUUAUCCUUCCCAGAACCAGAGCGAAGUCCCAGUCCCUCCCCAGAGUGCUGUCGCCUGAUGGAACUACUGAACACACAGACACACAGUCCAGCUUGGUCAGUGUCCAGCUUCGACCGGGCCAGGUUGAUAGACAGAGAGUGAACAGCACCGUCUUUUCCGGGCCUUAUAGUAGGUAUUACCACAGCGCCGCAGUCGGCCGGGACCGGUGGGCCAGAAACAGUUGGCAAAGCGGCGGUCAUGUUGCACUUUUACCAAAGCCCAGGUUCAGCAGACCUGUCAAGCCUCCGUCGUACGAGAUACACCAGCAGACUAGGGGUAGCCAGGAGAUGCUUUCUGUAGCUGUAGUAGAUGAGCAGAGUGCGUCCAAACAACAGAAGGACAACAGGCCUGUCUAUCACCCAAGGGGUGGAGAACUGCAGAGACAAGACUAUUUCGCACAACACUCCGCAAUCUUUGGCAUGGAGCCCCCCGGUUACAUCCCGCCCCCGUCUUAUAAGAGAGCCCCUCCCCCAAUCAGGGGAGGCCCAAUCAACCGCAAUGAAGUGGUGAACUAUAAGUGGAGGGGGGAGAUGCAGAUACAGAUGCAGAUGCCUGUGAGCUCAGAGACGGGAAGGUGGUUUUCCAGACAGACAGGAGGGUCGUGGCUGGAACACUAUGGGGAUCGAGGUAUACCCUACAGGAAACAGGUUAACCCUAACCCAAAUCUUAACCCUGGAUACACCGAGGAACAUCUGGGGCAUGUUCACUAUUUACCCUUUGAUGAUCCGCGAGUGAGACACAUCUCAGGAGGGCCUGGCGGAAAUUCUCUCACUGACUCGGACAAGCUUAUCCGAAACAUCAUCAAAGAGAUUCCCUGCGCUAAGGUUUUAGGACAAUCCACACAUGAUAGUGCCUUUUCCCCCCCACAUGGGCUAUCUCUCAAUACCGACAGCCGCAAGACAUCUGUCAAUGACAACGACGGUAGUAGUACUAGAUGGUGCCACAGGGGUUUAAUAAACAAAGGAAGUGUAGACAGUGUAGCUCCUGACCAGAGCUGUGGUAACUAUCCAACUGCUUUUCAGGUUAGACCGCCCCCUCAGCAGAUCAGGCUUGUGGACCAAGGUGUGUCAGAAACUGUGACUCAAGUGAAAAAGAAAGAGCCUGACUCCUCAGAGAAAGAGAAACCAAGAAAGCCUGACUCCUCAGAGAAAGAGAAACCAAGAAAGCCUGACUCCUCAGAGAAAGAGAAACCAAGAAAGCCUGACUCCUCAGAGAAAGAGAAACCAAGAAAGCCUGACUCCUCAGAGAAAGAGAAACCAAGAAAGCCUGACUCCUCAGAGAAAGCAGAGAAAGUAGAGAAAAAGAGCGUAAAAAAGAAACUUAGCGAAACAAUAUUCUGUUUGGUGUCUGUUCCCAUCCCCCCAACGCCGGGCAGUACGUCCCAUGAUCAAAACAACAAUGACGAGAAGCCGCCAAGCCCAGUCCGGCCACCAAGCCCAGUGGACAGUCCGAGCGAGAACAAAACUGGCCACUUAACAAACCAAAGUCUCCAAAGCACAUCUUCAGCAGAGGCUGAGCUGCAAGCACUAACCGGUAGCAUAGCAAGCAGCAGAUCAAGCAGCAAAAUAGUGAGAAAACUCCCCAUUAAACCCCCCAAAAUAAACCAUCACAAGGAGCUGAAACUCUCGGGAUCCUGGCCUGGGAACCAGUACCGUGACCAGGAGACUCAAACUAGCCCAGAGGCCAGAAAGCGUCAGCCUCCCCCUCCUCCUCCUCCAGGUCCUGAAAACAAGGAAGCACAAGACCCUCAAGUCCCUGCCCCAGGUUCCCCCGACCCAGGCGUCACCCCAGACCCUAGCAGUGUGGGCAGCACUGCAUUCAGCUAUCCCAUAAAAGGGGUGAAGAGCCUGAAACCAUCCAGCAACAGCGCCUUUUCCAGGACGGCCACUUUCUCAAUCUCCAGCCAGCUGAACAAGAGCACAGCUCAGCCGCCAGCAGCAGCGCCACCACCACCACCCUCAGGAAACACGAUGGAGGUCAAACCAGCAGCGACCUGCAGUGGGCAGGAGGGCUUCGGUCAGUUCCUGCUGAAGCCCGUCAGCAGACGGCCAUGGGAUGCCAUUGAGGAGCUAGAGACUAUUAACAAAGAGCUCCAGGAUCAACAGCAACAACCACAGCAGCAGAGCAGCAAGAGGCCCAGUGUUGACCAGUGCAUCGAGGACCUCAACGAGGCAUACAAAGACAUCUUAGAGCUAGGCACUGCCAGCAAUAAUGUUCCCAACAAUGGCGGCGCUGUGCAGAUCCCUGAGCGGAUCAAGAUAAGGCUAGCGGGGGAGGCGGGGCUUAGCAAACCCAGCAGCCUUAGGCGCAGUAUCGAGAGCUGGACUGUGUCCGUCGACCCAGAGUACAGGGAGGUCAAGAGCGCCUUCUCAAGACCCGCUGAAAGAAAGUCAGUGACAUUCAGCAAGCAGCUAAGAGAGGAGCUCCCUGUCCCGCCACGCGAUCCUACAGGAUUCAGAGAAUACAGGGUUGUUUCGAAUUUGUCACAGAGGAGAAGUAGCUGCAGUGGCAGGUCAGUGAAGCUAGACCUCACUUCGCCUUCGGAGACACCACCGCCUUGUGACUUUACCGGCCCUAGUGACUUUAUUGACUCUCCUAGUGAUCCCAGCGAGAUCAGAGACUUAAGCCCACCGACGCCAACAACGCAUACGGCAGCAGAAGUCCCCUGGGCAGAUAGGCAGCCGAUGCAGGACGCCUCCACACUUACGAGUCCCCCUGAUUAUGAGGACAUAUGUCAGUCUUUACAAAAGACCCGAGACUCAACAGAAGUUAACAAAACUUUGACGGCCAAAUCUAAACUUGGUGGUGGUAGAGGCAAUGCAGUGCCUCCAGGGUGCGCCAGUCUAGACUCUGAAGAGGAAUGCCCCAUUUGUAAAAAAGAGAGCGAGAGCCAGAUGUCCAGACCAAGCCCAAUGUCUCCGCUCCAUGAGGAGUCAAGCCCAGAUUUGUCUGAUCAAAGUAGCGCCACGAUCGUCGGUGACAGUGGUAGUCCACAAGGAGCUGAAACAUAUGAAGAACCAGCUGAGAACGAAGUAGACACAAAGCUAUCCUCCGCCUCUUGCUCGAAUCGUUCAGAGGCUCAGACUCUGUGUCAAGAUUGGAGGGAGCAGCUGUCACUCACAGAUGAUAAGAAUGUGGGUGGGUGCGCUGCUGCUGAGAAGACCAAUCAAAACCAAGCAACCAAGGAUCUCAACAAUCUAUACGAAGUGAAAUGUGCCGAGGGAAUCCCAGAGAACGAAUCCAUAGAGGAGAGGGCAGCCAGGAUAUUAGGGAUUGAUGUGCCUGCAGAGUCCCUAGUUACAGGGGAGCGGAGGGCUAGAGAGCCAGCAACAGAUGAGAUUGAAUUAAGAGAGAGUGAAGCCACUGCUGGAGAAGAUCCAGAAAGAAGCAAUGCAAACGAACAGACAUUACAAACACAUGUGAGAGAUACAGAGUCUGGGGAACUGCGGUCUGCAGUGUCUAUGGUGCCUGACAGUGGGCAGGAGUUACAAGAAAAUGAGCCGCCACAGGAUGUGCCAGAACGCAUCAGGAGUGCCAAAUGGACCCAACUGGGUCGAGAAACUCCAGGUAUGCUGGAGUUUCCGCCAGACAGACUACCACUUUCGGUCCCCAUGAACCCCGACCAGAAGCUGUCUCACAGUCUGGAGGGAGAGAGGAGGGGCAGAGGUGCCUCACAGCACAUAGAGGCCCUGCAGGACAAGCUAGCUGCCUCGCCCAGCCACCAGGUGGCGAUAGAGCGCCUGGCUCGGAUGAAGGUGGUGGACUCGAUGUCCCGCAUGAGAUUCAGCAUCAGGAGCACAGACUCUGGGGAGGUGGACGGGGAGGCGGAGGGGGAGGCCAGCCGUGGCGUUGAACAAGUGGAAGAGAACGCUGUCCUCCCUGCUCCCUCCCAGAGUGACACAGUGGACGAUAGAGAGGUCAAGCUAGAGGACGAUGGAGAGGCCUCUGAAGAUACAGUGUUGCAAGACGAGGAGGUGUCAUCUGUCUCGGAGGCCUGAGACCCAAGCCCAGUGGAUUAAAGUGGAGAGAGACUGAGACGCCCGUCAUCUUUCUCCAUCUGAGGGUUUAGCUCCCUCCAACACUGUGACCUGGCUGCCCAUUAGAAUGCCUUCAUCUCAUCCCAAACACAGAAACGGCCUUCUUCUCCGACAACAGCAUUGUGUACACCCUCACCCUCGGCGUCGUUGAGUGCUAAGAGUGUUCCACUGCCAAAAGGGAGGUGUCCCCCUACCUAGGGGCAGCUUCCAUCUAUCCCCCCCCCAUCUCCCCUUUAUCUCCCCCCAACCCAUUCUAGGAGGGGUCCAAAAUGGUACCCUACUCUCUAUAUAGUGCACUACUGGGCCCUGGUCAAAGGCAGUGCACUGCAUAGGGUUCAGGGUGCCAUUUUGGGACUCAUUUCUAGUGUUAUUGUAGCAGCUUGUUCUUUAUCCUUUCUUAUUCUACCCUCCCGAUGGUUUUCAUUGGCUUAUUCUCCCCUCCCGAUGGUUUUCAUUGGCUUAUUCUACCCUCCUGAUGCUUUUCAUUGGCUUAUUCUACCCUCCCGAUGCUUUUCAUUGGCUUAUUCUACCCUCCCGAUGCUUUUCAUUGGCUUAUUCUACUCUCCUAGAUGCUUUUCAUUGGCUUAUUCUACUCUCCUAGAUGCUUUUCAUUGGCUUAUUCUACCCUCCCAGAUGCUUUUCAUUGACUUUAUUAUUCUACUCUCCUAGAUGCUUUUCAUUGGCAGACAUUAUGCAAUUCCGUCAUGCGUAUAACAACCUAAAAUGUCCAUAGUGAAUACAGUUAGCUGACUCAUCGUUCACACGCUGUGUGAUUCUGUUUGUUUAUGGGCGAGCUGUUUAGAUAUGAAUGUAAACAUGUUUUACACAACCAAGUAGACAUAGGAGUCAUAAGAGCUGUUCUGUUACAUUCAGUCGAUUACACCAAAAUAUUUACAUUUGAUUGUUAUGGACAGAGAGAAGUGAGAAAUGUAUUAUAUUGGACAUUAAUGUCUUUGGCUCGAGAACUGUUUUAAUUUUCAGAUGAAUCGAUCGAUCAAUCCGUCAAUCAAUCAAUUAAUCAACCAAUCAAUCAGUCUAUUAUUAUUUUGUUACAUUGUGGCCUGUCUGUCUCAUCGCUUUCCCGUACACUGUAAUCAUAAUCCAUAGAGCUCUUCAAUGAAGAGUGACUCUAUUCCUACCAGAUGUCAGGGUUAGGGUCAAUUCAAAUUCAAGUCAGUCGUUUCAGAAAGUAAACUGAAAUUCCAAUCUAUUUUCAAUGAUUUCUCAAAAAAUUUAAAACGAGAAGCUAUUUAUUAAAACACGUUUUUCCAUUUAUGAAUGUUCACUUCCUGAAUUGAGUGACUUCAAUUUGAAUUGACCCAAACCCUGAUGUGGAGAAAUGAUAAAUCAGUGAAAUAUAUUUUGUGAGGCAUUGGUUCUACGUUAUGGGGGGUGGGGGUUACCUAGGUGACAGUCUGUUUGUGCUGUCAUGCCAACUCCUUGUCACUCAUUGGCUUGACAAUGUGCAAUGGAAUUGACAAGAGCACAAACGGAUCUGGGACCAGACGUUGCCUUCUGUAUACAGAUGUGCAUUUCAUUAUAGACUGGAUCAGGUUACAAGACCACUGGGCAGUGAAAUCAAUGUUUUAAAAAGAUCUAUCUGGGUAGUAUAUUAGCUCUAUUUCCCAGGUAAUUUCAGGAAGCAAUAAUGGUAUGGAGUGUGCUAGUUUUGAGUUGUAAACAAUAAUUAUAUGGACAUAGUAAAAAGAUAAGAGCAAUAUUGUCGUACAAACAGCUUAGUUGCAUAGUCAGUGGAGCUGGGAACCAUUGUCAGGAAUCUAAUUAUUACCAAGUCCAUAAUGGCACCCUAUUCCCUAUAUUGCACUACAUUAGACCAGAGCCCCAUGGGCACUGGUUAAAAGUAGUGCACUAAAUAGGGAAUAGGGUGCCAUUUGGGACGUACCAUUUUUACGAGUCAUCGUUUGAAUCAUCCUGUAGCUAAAUGGAGAUGUAUCAGGGUAUGCUGGUGGGCGGGUGCUUAUUUCAUAGAAAAUAUUAGUGGCCAUACAUGUGUAUCGUGUUAAGUGACUACAUUUCACCAAAUAUACAUUUUUGUUAUCAUUGAAUUGUUAAUCAGUUUGCAUAAUGUACAAAAUAAAGUAUAUUUUAAAUAUUUUAAGAGAUAUUUUGUAUUUAACCAUUCUAUUUUAUUUCUCCACACUUUGAUCACAAGUUGAAAGUACCAUAUUGUUUGUACAGUACCAUAUUGUCUGUAUAGUAUCAUAUUGUCUGUAUAGUACCAUAUUGUUUAUACAGUACCAUAUUGUCUGUACAGUACCAUAUUGUUUGUACAGUACCAUAUUGUCUGUAUAGUAUCAUAUUGUCUGUAUAGUACCAUAUUGUUUAUACAGUACCAUAUUGUCUGUACAGUACUAUAUUGUUUGUACAGUAUCAUAUUGUCUGUACAGUAUCAUAUUGUCUGUAUAGUACCAUAUUGUUUAUACAGUACCAUAUUGUCUGUACAGUACUAUAUUGUUUGUACAGUAUCAUUGUCUGUACAGGAUCAUAUUGUCUGUACAGUACUAUAUUGUCUGUACAGUAUCAUCAUGUCUGUACAGUACUAUAUUGUCUGUACAGUACUAUAUUGUCUGUACAGUACUAUAUUGUUUGUACAGUAUCAUAUUGUUUGUACAGUAUCAUAUUGUUUGUACAGUAUCAUAUUGUCUGUACAGUACUAUAUUGUCUGUACAGUACUAUAUUGUUUGUACAGUAUCAUAAUGUCUGUACAGUACUAUAUUGUCUGUACAGUAUCAUAAUGUCUGUACAGUACUAUAUUGUCUGUACAGUAUCAUAUUGUCUGUACAGUACUAUAUUGUCUGUACAGUAUCAUCAUGUCUGUACAGUACUAUAUUGUCUGUACAGUAUCAUAAUGUCUGUACAGUACUAUAUUGUCUGUACAGUAUCAUCAUGUCUGUACAGUACUAUAUUGUCUGUACAGUACUAUAUUGUCUGUACAGUACUAUAUUGUCUGUACAGUAUCAUAAUGAGAGUAUAUAAUUUUCUAGCGCUUCAAAAGAAAAAGAUUGACAUAAAGAAGGAUCGACCUUACAAGCAAAGCUAUGUGCAGUGUGCCUUGAUCAAACGGUCAUUCUGUUCAGUGACAAGAUGAGGGUUUAUCUUCUUUGUGAGUCUUGACUUAAUGGGAAAUUCUGAUUGUGCCAUGAGUUCCCAUUUCUAGUGCAUUUUCACACGCUGUCUGAAAAACAGUUGAACAUUUGAUGUUGGACUCUCUUACUGAUGAUCCAUCGAUCCAUCUCAGCUGAUGUUCUUAUGUUUAGGGUCAGCUGUGACCUGCAGUGUUGGGGUCAAUUACAUUUCAAAUCAGUCAGUUCAGGAAGCUAACUGAAAUUCCAAUUAACAUUUUUCUCAAUGCCUCUGUAUUGGAUUGUUUUUUUUUUGGGGGGGGGGGGGGAAUUCUGGAAUUAACUGAAUUGAAAUGGAAUUGACCCCAACCCUGGUGACUUGUCUUAUGUUUGUCAUCGUCUUCCAAGCCAAAUCAUGUACUGUUGUUUUUGUCGCUGAUUCAUAGCAACAUGUUUAGAAAUAAAAAAAAAAACGAAGAAAAAAA
Oncorhynchus mykiss (rainbow trout) is the source of this 8744-nucleotide messenger RNA. Its product is annotated as junctional cadherin 5-associated protein. Gene Ontology annotation, cellular component: adherens junction; ruffle membrane. The record is from RefSeq and is a predicted model, not a curated record. NCBI's taxonomy places the organism in Eukaryota, Metazoa, Chordata, Actinopteri, Salmoniformes, Salmonidae. Gene Ontology annotation, biological process: positive regulation of blood vessel endothelial cell proliferation involved in sprouting angiogenesis.